Messenger RNA from Triticum turgidum subsp. durum (durum wheat), 771 nucleotides. Lineage: Eukaryota; Viridiplantae; Streptophyta; Magnoliopsida; Poales; Poaceae. The record is from the annotation of a GenBank genome assembly.
AUGGCCUUAUUCGAGGAGAUAUCUGGCUCGUUCGCGAGAGAAACAAACAUGCUAUGUGAGGCCAUAUCCACCACAAUGAAGGAUGUGAGGACAUUCAUGGAGGACGACGACUCGUGGGCUAUUGAGAUUCCGCGAGGAGGAGGCGAGGUUCACAAGAACACCCGGUUGAUGGUGGGUUACAUCGCGUCCAUGACGGACACAUUGGUGUCGACGCGCGACUUUGCACCAAGCCACAGCACUGGAAAUCUUAGUGGCCUAGUAGAUGACACAGUCAAAUAUUUGAAUGAUUUGCUCCAGAGAAAAUCGGAGCUGUGCUUGGAUCUAAGCCUGAGGUACCUAUUCCUGCAAAACAAUUCCUAUUUCGUAGCCACCAGGGACAUUGGUCAUGGAGACUCUGAACACCACCAGGGACUUGAACUCACACCUGAAUGCAAAAACCACAUGGAUAGUUAUCUCGGUGUUUCGUGGGCUCAUGUGAUCUCCUCCGUAUCGAAAUCGAAUCCUUCUGGACCGCUGCGUCGCUGGUUGACCAACACCUCUUCGCUGGCUAAAUUCGAGUCAGCGUUUCAUAAAACCUACCAAGCCCAGAAGAUCUGGAAGGUUCCAGACCCUCGGCUCAGAGAUGCGCUACGGAGGGCUAUCAUCGAGAGAGCCAUCUCAAGUUACAACGACCAUCUGAAGAAGCAUCCUGAGCUAGCGGAGCACGCUAGCCGCGGAAACAGCACUCCCGCCGUCUUGGAAGAGAUGUUGGGACAGCUAUUUGAAGGCUGA